AGUGUUCCAUAAGAUAUGUAGCAUUUAGGUAUUAAUAUUUACACUUUAGGUACUAAUAUGCACAUUUAAGAAACUAAAAUGCACUCUUUACGGGAAAAUAAGGUACAAAGGUAUGUCUUUUGAAAAAGUACACGCCCCAUUGACAGCUUGCGUAUAAGUUCACAGUACUAGCCCUUCCCUGGAACCACAUUCCACCAUACAUUUUGUCAUGGUUCUCUGUGCUAUAUUUCCCUGGCAAUAAAAGAGUAAAUAUGUUGACACUCCUGUUAUUGUGUUCCUGCUUUUUUUUAACAGACAACUGCUGAAUUUUAGCUCUGUGAUCAAGAACAUCUAUAAUCUACAUUCAUCUAAAGUAGAAAUGAAACAAAGCUAAAGCUAAAGUGCUAUUACUGAGGACAGCUGUGUUUGUUCAACUGCAUGUCAUGUGGGAACGUCGUUUUCAGAGCGGUAUGGACAUGUUCUUCACUCACAAGCUGACAUAAAAUAGGAGAACAACAGACAUGGUCACGCCAUCUAAGAAAUCAAAAGCACCAGUCUGCAGGUUAAGACCCUAUGCAUUACUACAGGCUUGUGCUCUUUGGACAUUGUUUUGUUUGGCUCUAUGGGCAUUGCAUGAUGGGAACCACAUCAAACUAUUUCAGCCCACCAGACCUAAACCAGUUCAAAAUAACAGUUCAUCCAUAAUAUCCGCGUUUGACAUGGGAAUCAGUGAUGAGGAGUGGGAAAGACUACAGAAGGCUAUUGACUGGCCUAUUCCAGAUCAAGAAAUCACUCGUCUGGAUCAGAGCACGAGUCCAGUCCACUCAACUUUCUCUAUUGUGGGACUCAAAGAGAGUUACAAAGUGGGAGAAAACAUCUAUGUUACUAUCACAGCCAGAGACCACAACAAGAAUCUGAAAAGAUAUGGAGGAGAUUUUUUCAAAGCAAAACUUUUCAAUCUAGAGUUAAAGGCGAGUGUGUACGGGGAAGUUGUGGAUCAUCGUAACGGGACUUACUCUGUUGCGCUUCUUCUGCCCUGGGAGGGUCAGGCACAAGUUUCUGUACGUCUUGAGCACUCCAGUGAGGUUGUGCAGAUUCUUAAAAAAUACAGAGACUCUUCAUUCCCACGCAGCCACUAUAAUGGCUACUUUGAAGGGCCAGGACUCAAUAAAACCAGGAUCAGUGAAGUAGUAGAAUGUAAUCUUAAGUGGGGUGCAGAUGGAAGUUGGAGGAAAGGCGACUGCUGCUGUGAGUAUAAGGAUAUAAGAACAGGGACGGUGUGGCAGUGUGAGAGACCGAAGGAACUUUCCUGUGACAAACUGGUUCAUCACUCAUACGGACAUUUGGAAAGCCCAUUAAAUCAUUUUGAGCAGCAGCUUUUUACAAAGAACUUAACAAAUAUUGCUAUUAGCGGAGACAAAAACAUCAUAAAUGUCCUUCCCAAUACUGCAUCCAUUGGCACAAUGGAGAAAUGCAGGUCUGGCAUGACAACACCAGUUCCUGCGGGAUUUUAUUUGAAAGAUGUCUGGAAGUCUUUUGUAUGCAACACUCGACAGUUCAGUCCUGCUCAAAUGGGAUACUGUCUUAAAAACAAGAUUGUCUAUUUGAUGGGAGACUCCACCACAAGGCAGUGGUUUGAGUACUUAGAAAGAAAUGUGCCAGGCAUAAAGAGAAUGGACCUCCACACUCCUCCUGCAAAUGGCCCACUGAUGGCUGUUGAGUUGGAAAAUAACAUCAUUAUUCACUGGAGGCCACACAGCGUUCCUGUGCGAUUUAGUAAAAUGCCUAUUACUAAUCUGCACUAUAUCAGCAAUGAUAUUGAUGAAUUAGCCGGUGGGCCUCAUGUAGUCAUUGUCUUCACUUUCUUUGCUCACCUGGUUUUUCAUCCAAUAACAUUUUACGUGUAUGAAGUGGCCAAAAUCCGCCAGUCUGUGGUUGCACUGCUGAGCCGCGCUCCAGAGACCACCGUUAUCAUCAAGUCUGCAAACACUGCUGGACUAAAGAAUAUUUAUCAAAGUGACUGGCACAUGUUGCAGUUGGACACAGUGAUGCGGGAGAUGUUCAGAGACAUUGAUGGAGUCAUCUUCUUAGAUGUCUGGCAGAUGACUUCCUGUCACUAUCUACGUGAACACAUUCACCCAGGACCUGUCAUCAUUGCUAAUGAAGUCAACAUGUUUCUCUCAUAUGUUUCUCCAACCUGCAGCCUGUUCAAGUUGAUUUUGUUCCAUAAAGAAAAUGGGAAACUAACCUGGGCAAGGGAAGGCUAACUGUCUGACUCUCUGGCAGGCUUCAAUAUUAUUUGACUUUAUUAACCACUAUCAGUUCAAAAAUUAAACUAGUCUCCCUAAACCAGCUGAAAUUCAGAGAAGGUAGUUUUGAAUCGUUGCUCAGUAUGAUGAGCACUUUGUGAGGUGUUAUUAAUCGAAAGUUUAUAAUUACAAUAGCUCUAUGAUUAUACAGUACAGGAUCCAGCAUUGUCAUAAUUUAUGAAGGAUUUUAAAAGCAUGAUAAGACACAAACAUUUUGAACUACUGUUUCAUUUAAACACAGAGAGACAUCAAUAAUCAGUGCAUGAAUCAUCAUAAUCCAUCGGCACGUCACAUGCCACUCUCCAUUGACACACGUCAGUGAAAACCGGAAGUGUCAAGGGAUGUGCCACUGAGCAAAAGUGGCAUGUACCAGUGGCUUCCGUGCGUCAGAUGCCAUGUCACUUAAUGCUAAGACAGCUUCUGUCCAGGAGGGCUGCAUCAGUGUUCCACUACAGCACCACAAUGGUCAAACUGCGUUAUUGCAGGCCUUUACAUUAGGUCAAAUGACAUCAAAAGACUAUUCGACAACAACAUUUUUUUUUUGUUUAGAGCAUUGUCGAUAAUGUCAACUAAUCGUUCCAGCCCUAAACACUGAGGAACGAUAUCACUGGGAUAUCCCCCCUCCCCUCUCCCCCAAAUGAUGAAGAUAAAAACACUGACAGCCAAUCAGAAUCUACCUGACUUUAAAUCGCACGAUAACAUGAAGUUAUUUUACUUUGUGACAUCUGUCUUGUCCAUCUCAUGUCCAGUAUUUUCCUGCUUAAAUGUAUCAAAUAAAGAGGAGC
This is a messenger RNA of Onychostoma macrolepis, 3073 nucleotides long. Its product is annotated as NXPE family member 3-like. The record is from RefSeq and is a predicted model, not a curated record. The coding region runs from base 501 to 2246 and encodes 581 amino acids. The transcript has 8 exons. NCBI's taxonomy places the organism in Eukaryota, Metazoa, Chordata, Actinopteri, Cypriniformes, Cyprinidae.